Lytechinus pictus (painted urchin) is the source of this 4738-nucleotide messenger RNA. Its product is annotated as large ribosomal subunit protein uL22-like. The record is from RefSeq and is a predicted model, not a curated record. Gene Ontology annotation, molecular function: structural constituent of ribosome. The transcript is spliced from 6 exons. NCBI's taxonomy places the organism in Eukaryota, Metazoa, Echinodermata, Echinoidea, Temnopleuroida, Toxopneustidae. Gene Ontology annotation, cellular component: cytosolic large ribosomal subunit; ribosome. Gene Ontology annotation, biological process: cytoplasmic translation. The coding region runs from base 3974 to 4528 and encodes 184 amino acids.
AAAAGAGUGAAAUAAAUGAAAUAUGAUUAAUCAAAAUUUGAGUUGUUUGAAAGAAUUAUACUUAUCAGAGAAACUAAAUUAAAUUCUACAACCAUGAAGAAUAACAGCAAUCUUGAUAAAUUCUGUUUUUUUUUCAAAAUCAGAACCAAUCAACCUUUUUCUGAUUAUUCUGUCACUUUCCAUAUUUUGGAGAAAAAAAUAAAAGUGUUCAUCGACGCCCUGUACUGCAUGAUGAAACUGUAUCCCCACUCGGCCCUCGUAACCCCCCCCCCCUCUCUCCCUCUCCCCCUCCCCCACCACAAUGCCCCUUGCUCAUUUCUCUUAUCUCACCUUGACCUUAAUUAAUUAAUCUUAACUAUUUGGCGGUACAGUCAAACGUGACUGGUCGCCAUCAUAGUUUCAUCCCCAACAAACAAGGAACAAACAAUAACAAUUCUGUUUUUCGACCCAACAUCAUUCCUUUCAAUACGCGUAAGGCUAUACGUGGGUAUGCACAAACAACGUGGGUUAACAAAAACUGACCCGCGUUUGGACUAAAAUUGUGAUUAAAAUAAAAAUGUUAUAAAUAUGAAAAAAAUAUGUGUAUAAUGAAGGAUAUCUGAUAACCGGAAAAACAUCAAUCGCUAAUUCAUCAAAAUGCUGGAAAAGAUUUGACAGAGGUUUUUAACAACGGUAAUCAAGGGGAAUUAGUGUAUGGGUGAAUGGCGUUCGAGCUUUAGCCGAGCGUUAGCCGGAGAGGGCGCGGGCCAAAUCUGCCUGAAUCUGGCAAUAUGGCGUCGUCCAUUAAGCUGACGUUAGCCAGCGGCGACUGCACGUACGUGCGAUCUGUACAGGGGACUCAAUGGCCAUAUGUUUAUGUGUAUAAAGUUCAGAUAAAACAGGGCAGGGAAGUUGCGCGACAGCCGAGGUAAGUCACUGUUUUUGUUCCUUUUAACUUGAUUUUCCCCGUUUUUUGGCAAUUAAUGCCAAGAGGGAAUAUUAAUUUGCAUUUCGGUCGCGUUAAUUUUCAAAAGUUUGAUUCAUUAAAGACAAAAAUUGAAGAGCCCCAAUGCCAUGGGGGGAUUUUGCAUUGUAAGUCCCCUAAUGGUGGCUGCACGAUAGCGAGCCGUCUGUGUAUGAGGAGAAAUUAAAAAAAAAAAAAAAUGUUAAAAAACUCCUCGAAACAGACGGCUGCCAGCUGUCUAGAUGUAGGGUAGUCCCCUCUAUAUGUAGAUCCUUUAGAGACUUCUGAUGAGUAAAGGGGGGGAAUGAUAACCUCCCAGAAAUAAAAGGAAAACAAUAUCAAUGAAUAAUAAAAUGAUAAAGGCUGUCAGAUAAUUGAACUAUUUUAUUACUGUCAGAAUCACAACCAGCCAUUUUUGUCUUGCCAACCAGCUUAAGGAUGCUGAAUGGUAAUAAUAAUAAUAAUGUGACUUAUAAAGCGCCAAAUCCACUCUGUAGAGUGCUCAAGGUGCAUAAAGAGCUAAGAGUUAAAUAAAAAAGUUUUUAGAAGAUUUUUGAAAGUUUCGACUGAGGUACAUUUUUUUUUGUCCUCAGGAAGGCUAUUCCACAAAGUGGGGCAUGCAAAAUGCAGAGCUGCCAAAUAGUACGAUUUUGUCGUAUUCCGUACGAUUUUUCACUUAAAAUACGACACUAGGAUUUUUACAAAUAAAAUACGAUUUUUUGAAAAUAUAGCUAUGGCAAGAUCGACAUUACAGAAAUCCACCUCGGGCAAUCAUUAUUGAAAAAUGAUAAGUUUUGGUGGCCCGAAUCGGGCAACCAAUAAUUUUCACAGCGCAAUUUUUCUCCCGAUUUUGCACGCAUUUUGAUUUAUCAACUUUUUACAGUUCAAAUUGCAUCCAAUUCGUCAUGCGCCCUUUUUGUUGAUCUACACACAAAUACACACACACAUGACAGUACAUAGGCUUACCGCUAUAGCAUACAGUAGCUAUUAUCAAGCCGGGCAGCCAGCUGGCGUGCGUGAGCUUUGCAUGAAACCACUGCAGCUACAUGUAGCUAUCUGUGUGCUAAUCAGCCUAUUCAGACUCAGGGAGCUACGAUACGAAAUGUUGCUGCUAAGAAAUCUUCCACAGAACUUUGAAAAUCUAUGUCAAAGUCACAUUUUACAACAAUGAAAUGCCCUUCUACAGUCGAUAUUACUCAAAUCUGGUGUAAACUGAUUAUUUGCAAGCAUUAAAAACAGGAAUUAUGACCUCUCUUUUGACUCAGAAAGACCGAUUUCCAAAUGUAUCAAUACACAUAAAAACACAUAGGUGAGUACAUCACAGUCCCAUAUAUGCAUUUGUAUGUAUGUUGAUACUUGGUUUCUUUCGAAGCUGUGUCUUUUCUAGCAAAAAAUAAUAAAUGACUUCUUAAACCACUCUUCAGAAAGAAAAUACUUUGGGAAGGCAUUUCAUUGAUAUGAAAUGUGAAUUUUUCAAAUAUUUUGGCAAACGAAGUAAAGGACUUCUCACACUUUUUUUCCAGAUAUAACUUUUGCCAUUUUCUUAUUUUUUUCUUUUUUUUUUGACAGUGGUUAAACCAUAUACCCCUUCCCAUUGAAUAUGCCUGAUUAAAGAAUAUGUUUCUACUGAAAAAAUAAUACAAACAAAAUUAAGGUUAUAAAAAUUGAAAUGGGCCAUCCCCAAAAGGUGAGUGAAAAUUAUUUGCUCAAUUGGCUUAAACUGUUGCUACGUACAGCUGUUAAAAAUAUUUGUAAUGGCUUCUCAUUUUUUCCCCCUUCCCCAUUUUUUAUUAAUUUUGUUUUAUUAAGUUUUUUUUUCAUUUUCUUUUGUUUCUUUUUUCUUUAAUUUUUUUUCUUUUUUACUUUUUUUUUCCUGCUCUGUUUUUCUUCAUUUUCUUUCUUUUGUUUUAUUUCACUUAUUUUUUAUUUUUUUGUUUUCUUUUUGUAAUAUUCUUUUAAUUUUUUUUGCUCGUUUCCCACUUUUAUGCAUUGUUCUAAUUUUGCAGCAUAUUUUUCUGUGAUUUUCUCCUGCUAUAAUAUGCUGCAAAAGAGAAAACAAAAAUAAAUGGGAUUUGGAGCCUGUAUAAUCUAGGUUUUAGGAUUCAAAGAGGAAGAAAGGAAAAAUCAUUGUUUUGUACAUUUAUAUGAGUUAGCUUUGCACUAUUUGUUUUUACUAUUAUGAGUGUGUGUCUACACAUCCUGGGAACAAUAAAUUUUACUCUCUUUCAAUCAUUUCAUAUUUACAAUGAUAGAACAAUUUAUAUUUUACCACAAAAAUCAAUUAGCAAAGUAAAAUAACAGCAAACAAGAUUUUCAUACAAGAUAUACAAAGUGAAAGUGACUUAGUGGUAGUGGCUGCAUAAUUGAUAUUUCAGAAGUUUGUUGUAUUCAUUUUUAAUGUUUUUCUUUAUAUUUUUGGGGCCACAAAAAUUUAAUAUCGGGCCAUCAAAUAAAAUAAUUUGAAGGUUCUGGUGGCCCGAAUGGGCCACCACUAAAAAAAGUUAAUGUGGAACCUUGCCUGUCGGAUGUAAAAAAAAUUACAGUGAGCACAACAAAAUAAUGAGAUGUAUAGUAGGAAAGUACGUAACGGGUAUGAAUAGGAUUUUUUGUCUAAAAAUAGGAUAUUUUGGGUGAAAUAAUAGGAUUUUUUGUCAAGUGUGGUUGGCAGCUCUGCAAAUGAUCUUUCUCCCCCGGUUUUUGAAACUUUUGGAAUUACAAGGUAGCCAGAAGUGGAUGAGCGCAAAGACCUGCUUGGUCUGUAGUAAUUGAUAAAUGAAAGACUGUAUUGUGGUGCUGAUCCAAGAAUACUAUGAAAAGCAAGCAACAAAAUCUGAAAGAUAAUCCAAUUUUUGAUAGAAAAGGAAAAAGUAAAUGGUAGUUUUGAAUAGGAUAUUGGGAAAUACUGAGAGGGCUGUGUAAGGGCUGGGGACAGUCAGCCUGCUUUAUGAGAUUUGUGCCCCCUUGCCCUUGGUACUUAUAUUAUUAUAAAUCUAGUUCUUUAUUUCCUUUAUUUCAGGAUAACUUUCCAAGAUGACGCGCUACUCCCAAGAACCGGAGAAUGCUGCCAAGUCCUGCAAGGCAAGGGGGUCGUACCUCCGUGUUCACUUCAAGAACACCCGUGAAACUGCUCAGGCCAUCAAGCACAUGCACGUCCGCAAGGCUGUUCGUUUUCUUAAAGAUGUGACCAACAAGAAGCAGUGUGUUCCAUUCCGCAGAUUCAAUGCUACCGUUGGACGCAAGGCCCAGGCUAAGGCAUGGAAUCACACCCAAGGUCGCUGGCCCAAGAAGAGUGCAGAGUUCCUUCUUCAGCUCUUGAAGAAUGCUGAGAGCAAUGCUGAGUACAAGGGCCUUGACGUGGACUCCCUUGUCAUCGAUCACAUCCAGGUCAACGCAGCCCCCAAGAUGAGGAGGAGAACAUACCGUGCUCAUGGACGCAUUAAUCCUUACAUGAGUUCCCCAUGCCACAUUGAAUUGAUCCUGACUGAGCGUGAACAGGUGGUACCCAAGCCAGAGGAAGAGGAGGAGGCCAAGAAGAAGGUCUCCAAGAAGAAGCUUGCCCGCCAGAAGAUGAUGGCCAGGGAUUAGAUCAGCAGCACAAAUCAAUGGUAGCAACAGGACACUCGUAAUGCGAAACCCAGCAAUAGCAGAAAGAACUCUAAAUCAAUCCUUCGUUAUUGAUCUUAUCGGGAGAGAUCAACAUCACAGAAACUCAAAGACACAUUCUCCGGGCCAUAUGUUGAAUAUUGUGCAGAUGUUCAAUGUGUGAGACAAUAAAUACAAUGUACAAUACUCAAA